Molecule: messenger RNA, 2781 nt
Organism: Loxodonta africana (African savanna elephant)
Lineage: Eukaryota; Metazoa; Chordata; Mammalia; Proboscidea; Elephantidae
Gene: DDX25
Product: DEAD-box helicase 25
Exons: 9
Coding region: 1338-2762 (474 amino acids)
Biological process (GO): poly(A)+ mRNA export from nucleus
Cellular component (GO): cytoplasmic stress granule; nucleus
Molecular function (GO): ATP binding; RNA helicase activity; RNA binding
Source: RefSeq, a predicted model, not a curated record
GGGGCGGGGUCCGGAACAGGGACUUCCCCCUUAGGGGGGAAUCUGCUGGAGAAGGGAGGGAGAGCCCGGCUAGCGUUUGGAGUGGGACGUCAAAUGGUGGAGGGCAGGUGUGGGGAGGGUUUAGGGGAGGAACACGGGAAAGGAGACCCCUAGAGAGACAAGACCUUUGGUUUGAAGGGUCAGAACGAAGACACAAGCACCUGGAAGCCAAGGGAGGGAGAACAGCUAGUGGCCGCAACAGGGCCCCUAAUUUUCUGCACUCCCAUAUUGGCAGUUAAACCUCGGGUAUCUUCCAUCCUGUAUCUGCCAACGUGCUUUCCUACCUACCAUCCUGUUUCAUGCCUGUGACCAAGUAUUGCCCCUAUUUGGACUAAACCCGUUGCAACAAAGUUGAUUCCGACUCAUAAGGACUAGAGACCUAAUGAAACUUACUAUACAGGGGCAGUAGAAAGUCUCCUCCAAUUUUAGCAUAAUUCACGCAAGAGACCUAAUCCUGAAAGAAAUCCAUUAAUACCUAAAAUUGCAAAGGGAACAAAGUCCUCAGGUGGUCUUCCCAUAUCCCUUUUAGCUGCUGUUAGGGGUGCACUGGGCUGCUUGAUGGCUUGCUUCCUAAUACUAGUUGAAAUUUGUGUCUUUGAAUAGUUUUCAAACCACAUCCACCCCCGGAAGAACCUUAGGGAUAUUAAGAGUGCUACAGUCCCCAAAGGAGGUGAGUGCUGUUAGGGUAAAGCAGAUUGACCGGUUCUCAAUGAACUAAAAAAAUAUUUUUUUCAUCUUGUCCCUGCCAGCUGAAAUACCGUUAGCUCUGUGAAUGCCCACCACCCUCUACCACCUUCCCGAUCUUUUUACCCACUAGGUGACCCUUUUUCCACCAGAUGAUUCUUCUGUCCCUGCACAUUGCAGAGUCUGGAAGAAAAACUGGGAUGACGUACUUUUCGCAUCUGCUCAGCAUUAUUUUUGUUUCUCUUCCAUCCUUUUAGAUGGCUCUAUUAAUAACACAGAUGAAGAUGAUGAAGAAGAUGUAGGUAGGAGAUCAGUUCAUUUGCAUGUAUCAACUAGCAUUCUGUCAAUCACUUUCACAGUGUGACUGGAUACUACAAUCUCAAGUGGAAAAGAACUGUCUCUGCUUCUAUUUUCUUUAUAAAUAGUGAAUACCAGAAGAAAUACUAAAUUAGGAGUGGGUCACAGUUCCCUAGAGGAAGUUGAAAUGGAGUAUGCAGGAGUGAGUUAAGAAUUUUCAGCUGGCAAGGAAGAAUCGGUCUCGUGGAGAUGGAUGUAGGCUUGCUGGAGGUUAGAGGUUAUGUGUAGCAGCAGAGCAAAAGAAAGGAUCCGCUGUCAUGGAAGAAGAAAUUCUCAGUGCUGUAUCAUUCUUUCUAGAACCUUCUUUAAAAAAAAAAAAAGAAGAGGGACAACUUACUAGGUGUCAUUCAAGAGGCUUUAUUUCUCCCCUGCAAUACUUACUUUUCCUAUUUUUUUCUUUUCCAGUGGAUUUAGCAGCCAGCUCACUUUUGAACAAGUUAAUCAGGCAGUCCUUAGUAGAAUCCAGUCAUCGAGUUGAAGUCUUACAAAAGGAUCCCAGCUCUCCACUCUACUCAGUAAAAACAUUUGAAGAGCUGCGGCUAAAGGAAGAGUUACGAAAAGGAAUCUAUGCGAUGGGAUUUAACAGACCAUCCAAAAUCCAAGAGAUGGCUCUCCCUAUGAUGCUGGCACAUCCACCCCAGAACCUCAUAGCACAGAGCCAGUCUGGAACAGGAAAGACAGCUGCCUUUGUCUUGGCAAUGCUAAGCAGGGUCAAUGCCUUGGAAUUGUUCCCACAGUGCCUCUGCCUGGCUCCCACUUACGAACUGGCUCUGCAAACUGGCCGUGUGGUUGAGCGGAUGGGAAAAUUCUGUGUGGAUGUUCAAGUGAUGUAUGCCAUUCGAGGGAAUCGAAUUCCCAGGGGCACUGACGUCACCAAGCAGAUUAUAAUCGGCACUCCUGGGACCGUCCUAGAUUGGUGUUUUAAGCGAAAAUUAAUCGAUUUGACUAAGAUCCGUGUGUUUGUUCUGGAUGAAGCAGACGUGAUGAUUGACACCCAGGGAUUCUCAGAUCAAAGCAUUCGUAUUCAGAGAGCUUUGCCCUCCGAAUGCCAGAUGCUCCUCUUCUCAGCAACCUUUGAGGACUCUGUGUGGCAAUUUGCUGAGCGAAUUAUUCCCGACCCCAAUGUCAUCAAGUUACGCAAAGAGGAGCUGACCCUGAACAACAUCCGACAGUAUUAUGUGUUGUGUGAGAACAGGAAAGACAAAUACCAAGCCCUGUGCAACAUUUACGGCGGCAUCACCAUUGGCCAGGCCAUUAUCUUCUGCCAGACUCGCCGAAAUGCCAAGUGGUUGACUGUGGAGAUGAUGCAGGAUGGACACCAAGUCUCCUUGUUAAGUGGGGAGCUGACCGUGGACCAGCGUGCAGCCAUCAUUCAGAGGUUUCGGGAUGGGAAGGAGAAAGUUCUUAUAACGACCAAUGUCUGUGCUCGAGGGAUUGACGUGAAGCAGGUCACGAUUGUUGUGAACUUUGACCUCCCUGUAAACCAAGCAGAGGAGCCAGACUACGAGACCUACCUCCACCGCAUAGGGCGGACGGGACGCUUUGGGAAAAAAGGCCUUGCCUUCAACAUGAUUGAAGUGGAUAAGCUUCCCCUGCUGAUGAAAAUCCAGGAUCACUUCAACAGCAAUAUUAAGCAACUUGACCCUGAAGACAUGGAUGAAAUCGAAAAGAUUGAAUAUUGAAGAGAGACCUUUAUCAUUG